GUGAGUGACACCUGUGCAAGACCUGAGUGGGGAUCCACACCCCCGCCCGAGUGGAUGACCACUGCUUUUCGCUGUACUGUUUCAGCACCAUGAACAAGAUGAAAAACUUUAAGAGGCGCUUCUCUUUGUCUGUUCCUCGCACUGAGACCAUUGAGGAAACAGAAUUUACAGAGCAGAUCAAUCAACUCAACAUUCAGCACAUUCAAGGUCUGGCUCCAGACCGGCUGAGUCCACGUUCUCACGAUGUCAGUCCGAUGAGUCCUGAUCGAGCAACACCGGAAGCUCAGUCUCCAUCCCACCUCCACUACCACAGCAAAGCCCAGCACAGACGUUUCUCCAUGGAGGAUGUCAGUAAGCGUAUGUCUCUACCAAUGGACAUCCGCCUUCCUCCAGAGUUUCUUGAGAAACUGCAACUGGAGAGUGAAAACCCACCACUCUGCAAACCUCUCAGCCGUAUGUCUCGACGUGCUUCACUGUCUGAUAUAGGCUUUGGGAAACUGGAGACGUAUGUGAAGCUGGGAAAACUGGGUGAGGGAACAUAUGCAACUGUGUUCAAAGGACGAAGCAAACUAACAGAGAACAUUGUGGCAUUAAAGGAGAUUCGGUUGGAACACGAGGAAGGAGCACCAUGCACUGCUAUCAGAGAGGUGUCUUUACUGAAGAACCUGAAACACGCCAACAUCGUCACACUGCACGACAUCAUCCACACGGACCGCUGCCUCACGCUGGUGUUUGAGUAUCUUGACAGUGACCUUAAACAGUAUUUGGACAACUGUGGGAAUCUGAUGAGCAUGCACAAUGUCAAGAUCUUCAUGUUCCAGCUGCUGCGUGGUCUGUCAUACUGUCACAAGAGAAAAAUCCUCCACCGGGACCUGAAACCUCAGAACCUGCUCAUCAAUGACAAGGGGGAGCUCAAGCUUGCUGACUUUGGUCUAGCAAGAGCCAAGUCUGUCCCAACUAAAACCUAUUCCAAUGAGGUGGUAACACUGUGGUACCGCCCCCCUGAUGUGCUUUUGGGAUCAACAGAGUACUCCACACCCAUCGACAUGUGGGGUGUAGGCUGUAUCCUAUACGAGAUGGCAACAGGUCAUCCCAUGUUCCCUGGUGCCACAGUAAAGGAGGAGUUGCACCUAAUUUUUCGUCUCAUGGGGACUCCAACAGAAGAGACUUGGCAAGGCAUCAGUAGUAAUGAGGAGUUUAAGUCCUACCUCUUUCCUAAAUAUAGACCUCAGGCUCUCAUAAACCAUGUGCCCAGGUUGGAUACAGAAGGGAUUGAUCUGCUGUCUGCUCUGCUGCUGUAUGACACCAGGAGCCGAAUGUCCUCUGAAGCCGCCCUCAGACACCCCUACUUCAUGAGUCUGGGGAAUAAUAUACACAAUUUAGCAGACACUACCUCUGUGUUUUCCCUCAGAGAGGUGCAUCUCCAGAAGGACCCGGGUCAUCGCAGCUCAGUGUUUCAUCCUCUUGGUCGAGGAAAAAACCGAAGACAAAGCAUCUUCUAGAAUUCAUUGACUGGAGGAUGGUGCCACACGGAGAAACUGCCGGUAUCGGCCAUGAAGCACAAAGACCAACCCUGCUCAACACAAUUCCAAGCAUGUUCAUCUCCAUGCACAUUCUUGCAUGUAUUGUACAUGUGAAGUCCAUGCCCAGUCAGUCAUUUCUAUGGCCACUGAAUGGGAAAACAAUGGGUUUCUGGGGUAAUAAUCCUGUGCUGCACUUGAGUUUGCUGGGGGGUGAUACAGUAUAGUCUGUCCCUCCAUAUAGAGAUUGCAAAUUUAGCAACACCAAACACACUAAAACCUGGACACAGCACAUA
This is a messenger RNA of Thalassophryne amazonica, 1816 nucleotides long. RefSeq names its product cyclin dependent kinase 18 (gene cdk18). Gene Ontology annotation, biological process: protein phosphorylation. Gene Ontology annotation, molecular function: protein kinase activity; ATP binding. NCBI's taxonomy places the organism in Eukaryota, Metazoa, Chordata, Actinopteri, Batrachoidiformes, Batrachoididae. The coding region runs from base 90 to 1502 and encodes 470 amino acids. The transcript has 16 exons. Gene Ontology annotation, cellular component: cytoplasm; nucleus. The record is from RefSeq and is a predicted model, not a curated record.